ACUAAACCAAUGCGUAUAAACAUCUGAAAUCGUAAGGCCCUGACAUCCUAGUAGUAUGGUGUUGGGCCCAUUCAAAUUAUUUCAAUUUUACGGAUCUGCAUAUUCGGAGCAUCAAUCUAGUCCAAUUGCGAAAUGACGUAACAUUGAGAACUGGAAAUACUAUCUUCAUAAGCAGAACAUGCUGUUCGAUUGAAGUUGUUUCAGUCCUCCAAUUUCCAGUUCACAUCCUUCAGGGAUUUCCGUUGGGUUCGUUCUCCGUCAUCUCGGAUACUGGUAAAAGCCCAUUCUUCGGUUGCUGCAUCCUUCUAUCUAGUUUAUGGUCCAUGACGUCAAGGAACGGUAGUGUUGGCUUCCGAAUUGUGACUAAUAAUCUUAGUAAAGGGUGGGCCGGGUUUCCAUGUCGGAACCGCCGUCAUCCGCGUCCGUCAGUCCCUAAACACUUACCACCUACCUAUGUGCGUCAUUGAAUUACUCAUAUAUCGAAUCUCAAGUCAAUCGUUGUUUCGCGAAUUGCGACAUACUUUUAGUGAAAGGCAUCCCUCCCUCGCUCCCACGCACACCCUCUUUACUAGUGCUCAGCCUUUAAUCUUUCUCUCUCUCUUUAUCUCGGAUCUCGGAGUUCUUCGGGCCUCAACUCGGCCACUUGACGUACGUAGGUGCUUACGUCCCUACGUAUUCGUUGAUCUCGCCAAUUGCCACUUGGGUGUGCUGUCUCCUUUUGUCUGUCAUCACCACCUUCGAAGUUGAUUCGAACCAUGUCAGGUUUCGUCAUGCCGGGCCAAACGCCCCCAGGACCGGAGAGAACCGGAGGCUCAUUCAUGGCCCCGGGAUCGGGCUCCCAAUUCACCAUGCCCACCACGUGUUUGGAAAUUAGCGUGGCGUGUCAAAAACUGGCAGAUCGCGAUUUGACCUCGAAAUCUGAUCCUUUUUGCGUACUCUUUGAGCAAAGCGGCAAUCAAGAAUGGCGAGAAUUGGGCCGCACGGAAACCCUCCGCGAUUGCUUGGACCCCGUUUGGCAGACUAAGUUUGUGGUCGAUUAUCGCUUUGAGGAGCGACAGGUGCUGAAAUUUCAAGUUUACGACCACGAUACUGAAUCGAAGAAUCUCAAAAAGCAAGAUUUCUUGGGCGGGUUGGAAAUCACUCUGGGCAAAUUGGUGGCGGCUCCCGGACGGCGUUUUGUGUCCAUCAUGAAAGAGGGGCCUAGUAAAAGCGGUCGUUUCGUUAUCAUCACCGAGGAGAGAUCGGCCAACAAAGAGAUCCUCACGUUUCAAUUGGCCGCCGAGAAGGUGGACAAGAAAGACAUGUUUGGCAAGAGCGACCCCUAUUGUGUUUUGAGCAAAUCCGGACCGCAAGGCAGCUUCAUCGUUGUCCAUAGAAGUGAGACCAUCAAGAAGACGCUCAACCCUGUUUGGGCCCCCGUCGUCGUGCCCGUGGUCGAUGUGUGUAACGGGGAUUACGAUCGGCAGCUCAAACUUGAAGUGUAUGAUUGGGAUAGCAAUGGCUCGCAUGAUUUCAUCGGCAGCUUCACCACCACGCUCAAAGACCUCAGUAUCGCCGUGGUGGAGAAGAAAGAGUUCCCGCUCAUUAACUCCAAAAAGCUGAGCAAAAAAGGCUACAAGCACUCGGGACUCGUCAAAUUGCGGAGCUUCAAAGUGGAAAGCCGAGACUCGUUUGUGGACUACAUGCAAGGGGGCACGUCGUUGAACUUUUCGGUGGCCAUCGACUUCACUGCGUCAAAUGGCGAUCCUGCCACUCCAGCGUCGCUGCAUUUUCGGGGAGCUUCCAACGGUGAGAACGAAUAUACUCAAGCCAUUCGAGCCAUUGGUCCCAUCAUUGAGGAUUACGAUACGGAUAAACAGUUCCCUGCCUUGGGAUUUGGGGCUCGAGUCCCACCUACAGGGAAAGUCUCUCACGAGUUCUUCCUCAACCUACAUCCCAACAACCCCUAUUGUUACGGUGUGGAGGGGAUCCUUCAGGCAUAUGCCACGUCCCUGCAAAGUGUGUCUUUGUACGGCCCCACCAACUUCUCCCCCGUGAUUAAUCAUGUGGCCAAGUUUGCUCAAGCAUAUCAGGAUGGACAACAGUACUUUGUACUUCUCAUUAUCACCGAUGGAAUCAUCACCGACUUGGAAGAAACCAAGUCGGCCAUAGUGUCUGCCUCAGAUUUGCCCAUGAGUAUUAUUAUUGUGGGUGUGGGGAAGGAAGAUUUUUCCGCUAUGGAAGCCCUUGAUUCGGAUCAAGGUCUACUUCGCGCUCAAGGACGUGUGGCCGCUCGUGAUAUUGUUCAGUUUGUUGAACUCCGAAAGUUUUCUCAAGGCACUGGAUCCUGGAACAGAGCUGCCUUGGCCAAGGAUGUUUUGGCCGAAGUUCCCAAUCAGGUGGUGAAGUGGAUGAGUGGUCGUGGAAUCAAGCCACUUAAAUCAUAAUGACUAUAUAUACUUUUUUUAACAGUAAUUGUUGGUUAAAUUGGAAUACAUCUUUUCUAAGAUUGAUUUUAAAAACUGAAGCAAAAAAGUGCCUUUUGGAAAGGUUUUUUCACUUGUUUCAGA
This is a messenger RNA of Tigriopus californicus, 2549 nucleotides long. Its product is annotated as copine-8-like. The transcript has a single exon. The coding region runs from base 756 to 2426 and encodes 556 amino acids. Gene Ontology annotation, molecular function: calcium-dependent phospholipid binding. The record is from RefSeq and is a predicted model, not a curated record. NCBI's taxonomy places the organism in Eukaryota, Metazoa, Arthropoda, Copepoda, Harpacticoida, Harpacticidae. Gene Ontology annotation, cellular component: plasma membrane. Gene Ontology annotation, biological process: cellular response to calcium ion.